Messenger RNA from Salvia splendens (bonfire salvia), 3758 nucleotides. Its product is annotated as pentatricopeptide repeat-containing protein At5g39710. Gene Ontology annotation, cellular component: mitochondrion. NCBI's taxonomy places the organism in Eukaryota, Viridiplantae, Streptophyta, Magnoliopsida, Lamiales, Lamiaceae. The transcript is spliced from 4 exons. Gene Ontology annotation, molecular function: protein binding; mRNA binding. The record is from RefSeq and is a predicted model, not a curated record. Gene Ontology annotation, biological process: RNA processing; mitochondrion organization. The coding region runs from base 763 to 2211 and encodes 482 amino acids.
UUCUGUAAUAUGCGCCGGUGAGUCCAAAAUUAAAACCUCUUCCGACGAAGUACGCCGGCGGACUGGCUUCCGACGUUGUCUCCGGCAACUUUCGAAUGUAUGCUGCUGUGCUCCGUCUGCAUAGGAGUCUCAAGGUCUGCUAUUUCUGCCCCCUCUCUCUCCACCUCAGCUCAGAAACCCUAGCGCAUUUGCUCUCUGUUUAUCAUCAAUCGAUGAAGUAUGCUUAUUUUAGCAGUUCGAGCUCAUACAUUUCUGGUUCAAAAUCCGAUUUCCUAUGUCAAUUUUCGCCUUUUACCAGAAAUAGCUCCGGAAGCAAUGCGAUUAACUCAAAUGAGAGGCGUAUGCUCGCCGUCGGAAUUUCGAGGAUGAUCAAACUUGAGGAGAGAGACCUCCUCAUUCGGUUUUCAAGAGGUUUUUCUCCAGUUGCCAUUGCGGAAAUCAUGGUAUCGCUUCAGAAGCGGCAGGUUGCAUUUGCAUUUUUCAAAUAUGCUUUUCGUGAUCACUCGGACUUCCUAGUCAGGUGUUAUUGCGUCGUCGUGCUUUCGUUAGUAGCGAAAGAUUUUAGGCAAUUAGCUCAGGAUGUGCUUACAUGGAUGAUACGGGGAAUAGGAGAGGAGCGGAGAGGAGUUAUGUUCUUAGAUGCCAUCUUGUGCCCUGGAGGUUUUGGAUAGGAUGAGAGGAGUUGGUGGUAGGCCGAGUUUAUCAGCUAUUUGUUGUUUGAUAAAGUUGUUACUACGGUUUGGUGAUUAAAGCAGUGUGUGGAUGUUGUUCAAAGAUAUGAUUUUUAAAGGACCCAUCCCUUCGAAUUAUGUUUACAAUAUGAUAAUUCUUGGAUUUUGUAGGAGAGGCUGCAUUCGGAUUGCAGAAAGUUUGUUGUAUGUCAUGAGGAAGUUUGGGUGUGAGCCAGAUGUAUAUACAUAUAAUAUUUUAAUCAAUGCAUAUUGUGUCAGGGGGUGGACUUGGGAAGCUUUCAGUUGGGUGCAUUUGAUGUUCGAAAGUGGCUGCACUCCAAGCUUUGCUAUAUUUAGUACGUUUAUCAAUGCUUUUUGCAAGGAGGGUAAUAUUGCUGAAGCAAAUAAAAUCUUUCAUUGGAUGCAAGAAUUGGGUGUGUCUCCAAACACUGUAUUGUAUAACGCCGUGAUGGAUGGCUAUGUCAAGGCAAGAGAAAUUGGUAUGGCAAAUGUGCUUUAUGAAGAAAUGAGAAGCAAGGGUGUUGCACCUGAUGGUGUGACUUUUAACAUCUUAGCUGCUGGCAAUGAAAAGUACGGCAACGAGCAGGAUGGGAACAGGUUGCUAAGGAGCUUUUCAGUGAUGGGAUCGGUUCAAGAUUCUUCAUUGCCUGAUAUACAUAUUGGAGGACUGUGUUGGGCAGGUAGAUUGGAUGAAGCUUUUGAACUAUUGGGGUUCAUGCUCGAAAAAGGAAUCUCUCUUAGUGUAAUUUCAUUUAACUCGUUAAUUCUUGUCUACAGCAAAGCAGGUUUAGAAGACGAGGCUUUUGAAGUCUACAACUUUAUGGUGAAAGUUGGCUUCACCCCCUCAGCUCCCACAUAUACUUCACUUCUCUUAGGAUUAUCUAAGAUCGGAAGGCUUCAAGAAGCCAAGUCGCUCAUAUACAAGAUGAUACAAAAUGGUUAUCCCAUCAGUAGAGCAGCUUUCACAGUGGUUCUGGAUGGGUAUAUUAAGAAAGGAGACAUGAUGGGAGCUCAAGGUCUUUGGAAUGAAAUGGAGAUGCUCGGGAUGGCUCCAGAUGUUGUUGCUGUUUCUGCUUUCAUUCUAGGCCUUUCCAAGGGGGGCUUUGUUCAACAGGCAUACAAUAUGUAUUUGAAAAUGUUAAGCAAAGGGCUUGUGCCUAACAACUUUGUUUACAAUUCCUUAAUUUCCGGCUUCUGCAACUGCGGAGAACUAGAUGAGGCAUUAAGGCUGGAACUGGAGAUGAGGAAUAGGGGUUUGCUCCCUGAUGUGAUCACCUUCAAUAUCAUUAUCAAAGGUUUCUGCAAACAAGGAAGGAUGAAAUCUGCCAUGGCCACCUACAUGGAGAUGCUGAGAUGUGGGAAUUCCAACUCAAUCAAUAGAACACUGAUUAAGGAAAUAAGGACUCAAUUUAUUGAUAAAAAGGACAGAAAGAAAGAAGCAAAUAGAAUAACAAUCCUCAAGAAAGAGGCCAUGAUAAUCCUCCGCAGAGGCCUACGGCUACCGCCGUCCUAUUUCUGAUCUCUCCAAAAGAUCUCUAAACUGAUAAGAGACUCCCUAUUUAUAGAUACUAAGGUGCUGAAAUAAAGGUAACAGAAAUUCGAAAUUGAAUUGUUGAUUUACUCAGCCAGCUCUUCCCCCAAAAUCUCUGGUUCAGUUGGCUGCUGCGAUAUCUCCUCUACUUAAUUAGUUGGCCAACCACUUCCCUAUUUUCACUCCUCUAAUCUGUAUCAUAAUGUGACUUACAACACUUUUAUCAGUGGAUACUGCAAGCAACUUGACAUGUUAAAUGCUGAAAAUUUGGCAAAUACAAUGCAAAAUAGUGGCUGGGGUCCAGAUAUUACAACUUACAACAUACAGAUUCAUGGUUAUUGCAGAAGCCGAAGGAUGAAUAGAGCUAUAAUGAUGCUUGAUGAGCUAGUUUCUGCUGGAAUAGUUCCAGAUACAGUUACCUACAACACUCUGCUGAGUGGUGUCUGCCGUGAUAUACUAGAUCAUGCAAUGAUUUUGACAGGAAAAUUGCUGAAGAUGGGUUUUGUUCCAGAUUUAGUUACGACUAACUUACUGUUGUCUAAUUUACGCAAGCAUGGUUUACCGCACAGGACAGCAAUGUGGGCGCAGAAGUUGAGCGAGAUAUCUUUUGAGUUUGAUGAGAUAACACAUAAGAUAUUGGAUAGAGCAUAUAAUGAUUUAGAAGAUGUUGAAUCUACAAAAGAAAUAACGGGGAAGAGCCUCUUUUUGGACCUCCUCAUGUACAUGACUUAUGACUUCAUAUACAGAAACAGGGUUUUUCAGAAAAUGAGUUCCAACCCCAUUGGGUUUACUGAUAAUCAGUCCAGCAUGAAUGUGGAAGCUGUCUGCAGUUAAGUUAAAAUGAAAUGACUGCUUCAUAGUUUUUCGGUGGCCAACCAGAAGAUUUCUGAUGAGGACCAGCCUGAUUUUGCCCUUGCACCAGAAUUAAAAAAGUCUGAUCACAUGAUUUCUGGGUGUGCAUCUAAGUGUCCUUGAUGAGGAAAAGGCCAAGUCUUUCUUCACCGGCUUGCUUACUCUAUAUGCAUUUUGAAACGUAAAAUGAGGUGAGAGUUCUUCACAGAAAAUGUAUCAUGAUUUGUGAUCUUGAUCUGGGAAGAAAAUCCGUCCCAGCAUCCAUACUAUCAGAACCAUAUGGGCGUUGAAGAAGACAGAAUCCUUACAUGGGAGGUUUGGACUUUGGAGUGUUGCAGUUCUUUUCCUUGGAUCAUUCUACCAAGCUAGAUCAAGUUUCCAGUGCCCAAAAAUUUCAUGGGGCGAAGUUAGCUAACGGGCUCAAAACUCGAUACAGAGAGGUCCGUUAAUGAGUACGUAAACUAUUGCCGUCGUUUUAGGAAUCUCAUGUUACUGGUAUUUGAGUAUAACCCUAACCCUACAGGUCGACUUACCUUGUUCUUUAAUGUUAAAAGUAGCAAGCAAAAUUGUAAAUAGCAUGAUUCAGAAAUGUGUAGUUAGAAUCAGAGUGGUGGUGUACUGCGAAUUUUAUGUACAGAAGGAUCGUCUGAAAGAAUUUUGAUAGCUUAUGUAUGAAAGUUGAG